Messenger RNA from Artibeus jamaicensis (Jamaican fruit-eating bat), 1957 nucleotides. RefSeq names its product ribosomal oxygenase 2 (gene RIOX2). The coding region runs from base 212 to 1615 and encodes 467 amino acids. Lineage: Eukaryota; Metazoa; Chordata; Mammalia; Chiroptera; Phyllostomidae. Gene Ontology annotation, molecular function: histone H3K36 demethylase activity; histone H3K4 demethylase activity. The transcript has 10 exons. Gene Ontology annotation, cellular component: nucleolus. The record is from RefSeq and is a predicted model, not a curated record.
UUCACGUGCGGCCUGCGCGCCGGGCUUCACGUGGAGCGAAUCUGGGGUCGUGCCGAGGGCAGCGACGUGUCUGUCCCACCCUGAAUUGAAAUGUACAGCCUACUCUUCCUGAUCAUUUAUUUGUCACCUGAUUUUUUUGGACCGGCUGCCCGACAGUCGGGUUGACCAACAGGUUUGCGUUUCCUCACAGCGUGGUCUUGAAGACAGAACGAUGCCAACGAUGCCAAAGAAAGCAAAGUCUAUGGGGCCUGAGAAGGAAGAGGGGCCAGUUCCCUGUAAACAGCGGAAGGUGGAGGCAGCUGGUGGGCCCUCCUCUUUAAACUUUGACAGCCCUAGUGAUUUGUUUGAAAGUUUAAUUUCGCCCAUCAAGACAGAGACUUUUUUCAAGGAGUUCUGGGAGCAGAAACCCCUUCUCAUUCAGAGAGAUGACCCUGCGCUGGCCACAUACUACCAGUCCCUUUUCAAGUUGUCAGAUCUGAAGAGCCUGUGCAGCCGGGGCGUGUACUAUGGGAGAGACAUAAAUGUCUGCCGGUGUGUCAGUGGGAAGAAGAAGGUUUUAAAUGAAGAUGGCAGAGUGCACUUUCUUCAGCUGAGAAAAGAUUUUGAUCAGAAAAGGGCAACAAUUCAGUUUCACCAACCUCAGAGAUUUAAGGAUGACCUUUGGAGGAUCCAGGAGAAGCUUGAAUGCUACUUUGGCUCCUUGGUUGGCUCGAAUGUGUACAUAACCCCUGCUGGAUCUCAGGGCCUGCCACCCCACUAUGAUGAUGUUGAGGUGUUCAUCCUGCAGCUGGAAGGGGAGAAACACUGGCGCCUUUACCGCCCCACCGUGCCCCUGGCUCGCGACUACAGCGUGGAGGCUGAGGAAAGGAUCGGGCAGCCGACCCACGAGUUCACGUUGAAGCCUGGUGAUUUGCUGUACUUUCCCAGAGGGACCAUUCAUCAGGCAGACACCCCUCCGGGGCUGGCCCACUCGACUCACGUGACCAUCAGCACCUACCAGAACAAUUCAUGGGGAGAUUUCCUUUUGGACACCAUUUCGGGGCUUGUGUUUGAUACCACGAAGGAAAACCUCGCGUUCCGGGCCGGCAUCCCCCGGCAGCUGCUCCUGCAGGUGGAAACCACACCUGUUGCCGUAAGAAGACUAAGUGGCUUUUUGAGGACGCUUGCAAACCGUCUGGAAGGCACUAACAAGCUGCUUUCAUCAGACAUGAAGAAGGAUUUUGUUAUGAACAGACUCCCACCGUACUAUGUGGGAGACGGAGCAGAACUUGCAACUCCAGGUGGACAGCCGCCCAGGUUGGACAGCGUAGUGAAGCUGCAGUUUAAGGACCACACUGUCCUCACAGUGAAGCCAGAUCAGGAUGGAUCUGAUGAAGCUGAAGAAAACAUGGUUUUCGUCUAUCAUUCCUUACAGAAUAGGAGAGAGACACACAUGAUGGGAAGUGAGGACACAGAGUCUCAUGGACUUCGCUUUCCUUUGUCUCACGUGGAUGCGCUGAAGCAAAUUUGGAACAAUUCGCCUGUUUCUGUCAAGGACCUGAAACUUCCUACGGACGAGCAGAAGGCAGGCCUGGCACUAGCCCUCUGGACGGAAUGUUUAAUCCAGGUAGUCUAGUGCCAGGGAGCCCCCUUCGGCCUGCGUCAGCAGGCGGGGUUGGAGGAGUGGUUACGUGCGACUCUGCCUGUGUGUGUCUGAUAAGCUGAGGCCCACCUGGCCGCAUGCACUAGCAGAGGCAGUGGGAGAGAAAGAACAGCAGGUUACGGGGUGUCUAGAAAGUGACAAAACCAUACUUUGACAAGUUUAUUUAAUCCAGUGUGGUAGAAAAGGCACAACUACAAUGUAUCAUUUAAAUUUAAGAAUUGUUAUCUGUCUUUGUUCUUUGGAAGUAACUUCUUUAAAGAGCCUCAUUGGCUCCAGAAAAAAUUUAAACAAUUAACAUGAAGGAAAAAAUUUUAA